AUGUUAAAUGGCUUUGAUAUGCUGGCCAAGGGCGAAAGAAUCCUCUCUCAAGGCCUGAGGAAAGAUUUGCUGGAAUGUUCGGCGGUUGCGAUCGGCCUGAGCAGCAACAGCACGAUCCGAGAACAACAGGUCGAAGCGAACCACAAGCUUGCGGCACAAUUCUCGACGUGCAUUUCAAUGCCGCAGGGGAAGGAGUUGUUCAUGACUGUUGGUUCCAGCCACACAACAUGUUUCUUGAAAAGCUUGAUGUAUGGCAAGCUUGAACAGAGCUCGAACAGUUGCAUGCAACCGGGCCACCCGGUCCAAGAGGCUUUGGUUUCAGGCUGGAAUUGGCUUAUCUUGUCGGACGUGUUGGAGCAGCAGUGGCCGGGCCUGCCUCUCCUAUACUCCUCGGUUUUGAACAACAGCAAUUCCGUCCACGUAGCCAGCACCGAAAUGGAGGCCCUCGCUACUUUGCAAAAGUAUAUGGCCUCUGGGAAGUCCAUGCAGGAAGCCAUUACUUUGUGCAAACAGGGGGAACCAGUUUGUAAGUCUUACAUUGAUGCCAUCGCGAUGUUUGCCCAAAAGUUCUGUGGUGGCACAGAUAUGCCCAUGGUCGGCUUUCUGGUGGGGUUCAGCAAAGUCUACGGUGAAUCCCAACGUCUGGGAUCGGAAUUCACCCGUCUCAUCGCUCACUAUGAUUUCCGCUUGGAUGCCAAUCUCGCACCAUGUUUUCGCAUCGCAUGCAUGGCCGCCCAAAUGUCGUCACCGAAGGUAGUGGAUGGAGUAGCGAAAAUGAUUUACAAGUCAGACCUCGAUGCUGCAAAGAAGCGAAAGCAGGAGUUGCAGGAGUCCGAGGAAGGCCUUCGAGAUGCAUGGCAUGUGACUCAAUUGGCCGGCCACUUGUCCGAGCAUGAAAAGAUCCAGGUGUUCGGGCGCUUAUGUGUUCGGACUGUCUUGUGGAUGCUUGGCAAACAGAAGGCAGGUCGUGAAGAGCGGGAGUGGGCUUCUUUCGCGGGCAUUCGGGAUGCUUUCGCUGACGAGCUCAUGAAGAAGGAUGCGAAGCCGUCUUCGUCGGCAUCUGUGCUGCCAGCCAAGUCGGACAUCGUGAACAUGGUUGAUGCAUCGAAAGCGAGCAUCAUGCUUGUCCAAUACGAUCACUUGGAGGUGGGCUCGAAUUACACGAACGAAGACCAUCCCAACAAGGUUUGGACCUUGACCAAGGUUGCUGACGAAGGUUGCACGUUCGAGCACCAGCCCUUGUGCCAGCCCGCCGAGUCCGUGUCUGCGGUUGCUUCGGAGUUGAAGAAAUGGAAACGAACCAAGAAGCCGGUUCUCAUUUGUUACGACCAGGCCAAGACUCACGAUUUCAUGUACGAGUCAAGCCCGGCAGCUUCAGAGCCCGUGGAGCUUGCCAAGAAACAGGUGAAGUUUUACGAGGCCUGCUGCAGCCUUGCGAACUGCAGCAGCAUGGUGAGCUUCUUCGGACCGCCGAUGAAUGUCUGUGCCAAUGAGAACAUCGCCAAAAACAAGUUGAAGCUUGUUGCCUACGGCCAGCUCUCCAAGCUUGAUCCCAAUUCAAUCCACAAAGUGGGCGGCUACAGCUUGUAUCCUUUCAAGACUUGCACGGACAUCGACAAGCUCAACAACACCUUCGUGCUGGUCCCCUUUUGGUUCAUCAAGGUGUCAUCGCAAAACCCAAACAUGAGCUUGAGUGUUGUGAAGAAAGAUGGCUUUGAGAUCCCUUGCAUGACGAACUCUCGUGCCGUGAAAGCCGGCGAGGUUCUUGUGUGCGAGGCUGCCGCCCAACCCAAGGCCAAGGCUUCCAACAAGAGGAAGGCUUCCUGA
Symbiodinium sp. CCMP2592 is the source of this 1827-nucleotide messenger RNA. The record is from the annotation of a GenBank genome assembly. NCBI's taxonomy places the organism in Eukaryota, Dinophyceae, Suessiales, Symbiodiniaceae.